Abrus precatorius (Indian licorice) is the source of this 2676-nucleotide messenger RNA. RefSeq lists its product as uncharacterized. Gene Ontology annotation, molecular function: nucleic acid binding. The coding region runs from base 1 to 2676 and encodes 891 amino acids. NCBI's taxonomy places the organism in Eukaryota, Viridiplantae, Streptophyta, Magnoliopsida, Fabales, Fabaceae. The record is from RefSeq and is a predicted model, not a curated record. The transcript has 6 exons.
AUGCAUCUGGAACGUACUCGUAUUCGUUGUUGGAAGGAUCUGGCUGAUGCUUUCCUGAAGCAAUGCAAGUACAACAUUGACAUGGCUCCUGAUAGAUUAGAGCUUCAAACCAUGAUGAAGAAGGACCAUGAAACUUUUAAAGAAUAUGCUCAAAGAUGGAGAGAGACAGCAGCACAGGUUGAGCCACCCCUUUCAGAAAAGGAAAUGGUUUCCUUAUUCAUUGAUACUCUUAGAUCUCCCUAUUAUGACAAGAUGAUUGGAAGUAUCUCCGCAAAUUUCUCUGAUGUUGUCAUUAUAGGAGAAAGAGUAGAAAGUGACAUAAGAAGUGGAAAAAUUGCCUAUGCUGCAGGGGCAACUAGCAUCAAAAGGCCAUUGAGCGGACUUGGGAAAAAGAAAGAAGGGGAAGCCAAUGCAGUAACGUUUCUCCCCUCUGGAAAAGUUGACCCUAGACCAACUUAUACCCCCUAUAAAUCUUACCAUCCCAACACACAAAACCAAUCCUCCACACUCCCCAUACAACCACCCCAAACCAACCAAGCCCAUCACACUUAUCCCAACCAAGCAAGACCCCAAAACUAUCAAGACCGAAAAUCAGUUCACUUUGACCCCAUCCCUAUCACCUAUACAGAACUGUUACCUCAAUUACUGCAGAGCUCAAUGGUGGUGCGUUGUCCCAUGAAAACCCUGGAACCCCCAUAUCCCAGGGGGUAUGCUCCCAAUGCUAGGUGCGAAUACGAUGCAGGUGUUGUUGGCCAUUCUACAGAAAAUUGUAAGGCACUAAAGUUUAAAGUGCAAGAUUUGAUUAAUGCAGGGUGGAUAAGUUUUGAGGAGAAGAAUCCCAAUAAAAGCAAUUCUUUGCCAGGUCAUCAGGGACCAUCUGUCAACCUUAUUGAUGAAGGCAGGGAACAAUUCUUGAGGAGGAAAGUUAAAGAUGUGAAGACCCCAUUGAAGUCCAUUUUUAGAGAAAUAUGCGAAUUUGGACUACUUGAGCGAAAUUCGGAAAGAGAAAAUGCUUGUGAGUUUCACCCUAAUGCAGCCCACACAUUGGAGGAAUGCAUUGAAUUUACCCACACUUCGCAAGACCUUAUGGAUAAGCAAUUAAUCCAAAUUGGUUGCUCCAAGAUUGAUCAAGAGGUGUUGGCAGUUAACGAGUUGACCUCAAAUAGCCCAAAACCUUUGGUCAUCCAUUACACCAAGAAAAGAAUUGCAUCAGUAUCUACUCUACCAAAGCCCAUUACUUUACGAGUCCCUAUGCCUUUCUCAUAUAAGGACAAUAAAAGCGGUAUAACUCAGAGUGGUCGAAUUUAUACUCCUGAGGAAUUGAGGAAUAAACAGUUGAUAGAAAAGAGGAAUAAUUGUGAAAAGGAGGGCACCAAGGCAACUGACUCAAUAGCUAAGGACAGAAAGGAGGAACAAAAGAAAAUGGUCUCUCAUGAAGAGACCUUGGACAGGCUAGAAGGUAUUGUUGGCAACAUCACUGCCAAUAAUUAUCUUACAUUCACUGAUGACGAAAUUCCCGUGGGAGGAGCAGGACAUAACAAAGCUUUUCAUAUUUUUGUGAAGUGUAUGGAUCAUAUCUUGGCAAGAGUCUUAAUUGAUAACGGCUCUUCACUAAAUGUAAUGCCUAAAAUGACCCUAGCAAAGUUACCAUCAGAUGGAUCAUACAUGAAGCCAAGCACUAUGGUGGUUAAAGCAUUCGAUGGCUCUCGAAGAGAAGUGAUUGGGGAAAUAACUUUACCGGUGAUGAUUGGACCUAUUAUCUUUGAAAAACUGAAGUUUAUUAUAGAUGACAAGUUAGUCAUUAUCUCAGCUGAAGAGGACCUGCUAGUGACUAAGCCUUCAUCCACCCCUUACAUUUUCGUCACUGAAGAGGCUCUAGAGACCUCAUUCCAGGCACUUGAGAUUGCUAAUACGACAUAUGUGGGGGAGGGGACAUCUGUCAUAAAGCCACAACCAUCAAAUACAGCUAUGAUGGUAGCGAGAGUUAUGCUUGAAGAAGGUUACCGGCCUGGAUGCGGGUUAGGCAGGAAUGAGCAAGGAUUGAUUGAGUUGCCUAAACCAACUGACAAUAAAGAUAGAUUUGGAGUUGGAUUUGAAUUUGCAGAUCCAGUGGCUGCUGCUGAGGAAGACACCCACAGAGAUGAACAUGUCAAUUUUGUUCGCGCAUGUUUGCUGAAUAUAGAGAUCGGCAAUUGGGAGAACAUUGAGCUUCUUGUGAUUUUAGAUUCAAAAUUCAAACCUGAUGAUGAUAUACUCAAAAAUGUCAAUGCUAAUAUCGCUCUAAAUAAUGUUGACUACCUCAUUAAUCAAGCUAGCAAUGAAACUGAACAUGCCCAUGAUCCUUCUCCUGAACUGCUAAGGCUAGUAGAGCAAGAAACUAAAGAAAUUUUGCCUCACCAAGAACCUACAGAGAUGAUUAAUCUAGGCCUCGGAGAAGAGAAAAAUGAAGUCAAAAUUGGCACUUUAUUGAAAGAGAAUGAGCGCCACAAGUUGAUAAAAUUCCUCCAUGAAUAUGAGGACAUCUUUGCAUGGUCGUACCAAGACAUGCCUGACCUCGAUGCAAAUAUUGUGGAACAUAAAUUACCACUAAUGUCAGAAUGUCCCCCGAUCAAGCAAAAGUUAAGGCGGAUGAAGCCCAAAAUGUCCUUAAAAAUCAGAGAAGAAGUGAAGAAAUAA